AAGAGCAUUUUGCACGAAGGAAGCCGAGGAAGGAAUCUCGCAAAGGGUUGGGGGGCCAUGUCUCCAGGCAGGAGCAGGAGCAGAGGGGUUGCCUGUCUCUGUGCGGUGGAAGACUCCCAAGCCAUGCAUCACAGAGCAGGGCUCCUUCUGGGGCUUUGGCUGCUACUGGCCUCUGGCCUUGGAGAGCCCGUCCCUGGUUCUGGAGGGGUCACCUUGGCCUUUGUCUUUGAUGUCACGGGCUCCAUGUACGACGACCUGGUGCAGGUGAUGGAUGGAGCAUCCCGGAUCUUGGAGCGGACACUCAGCAGGAGCACAAAAGCCAUUAGCAACUAUGCGCUGAUCCCCUUUCAUGACCCAGAGGUUGGACCAGCGACCGUCACAGCAGAUCCCGAGGAGUUCCAGCGAGAGCUCAGAGGUCUCUACGUGCAGGGCGGAGGGGAUUGCCCGGAGAUGAGCGUCGGAGCCAUCCAGCUGGCUGUGGAGGUCUCGCACCCGGGAUCGUUCAUCUACGUGUUCUCGGAUGCCCGGGCCAAAGACUACAAGCGCAAGCAGGAGUUGCUGCAGCUCCUGCAGCACAAACAGUCCCAGGUUGUGUUCGUGCUAACGGGGGAUUGCGGGGACAGAAGCCACCCUGGGUAUCGAGUGUACGAAGAAAUUGCUGCUACCAGCUCUGGACAGAUAUUCCAUCUGGAUAAACAACAGGUGAAGGAGGUGCUGAAAUGGGUGGAAGAGGCUAUCCAGGCCUCCAAAGUCCACCUGCUGUCCACAGACCACGAGCGGGGGGGAGAGCACACCUGGCUGGUUCCCUUUGACCCCAGUCUGAAGGAAGUCACCAUCUCCGUGAGCGGCCCCGCUCCAGAGAUCGAAAUCAGGGAUCCGGCAGGGAAGAUCCUUCAGAAAGGCCGGGGCCUGGAGGAACACCUCAACAUCCCGAAUUCCGCCAGGGUGCUGACCGUCAAGCCCCACCGGCCGGGCGUGUGGUCAGUCAAGAUCCAGAGCAGUGGCCGCCACUCGGUGAGAAUCACGGGCGUCAGCGCCAUCGAUUUCCGAGCCAGCUUUUCCCCUCAACCUACGUUCGACCUAAACCACCCCAGAGAGCGGCCUGUGCAUGGGCUUCCUAUCUCUGUGCUGAUUAACUGCACUGGCUUGGAGCCUCCGGGGCACCUGAAGGGCGUGGAGCUGUAUGACAGCUCUGGCCAGCCCCUUGUCUCCCUGCCGACGCGGCCUUUGUCCAAUGGCUCCUCCAGCCAGCUCUGGGUGGGACCCCAAUUCCAGGCACCCAAGGGAAGCUUCUUGCUGAAAGUGACUGGGGAAGACCCAGACGGGCACCCAUUGCAGCGUGUGUCGGGAGUCGCCUACACCAGUGUGGUCCCAGGUCUACCCAAAGUGAACAUGCCCAGUAAAAUCCAGGCUUAUCACAAUCAGUCACUGCUGAUCAGCUGCUCUGCCCAGAGCGAGAUCCCCUUCCGACUGAAGCUCAGCCGUGGUGGGGAGAUGCUUGGAAAGGAUCAACUUUUCGCGGAUUCUGGGACCAGCAGCUGGGAGAUCCCCGUGGUUUCCGGAAGCGAUGAAGGUUUUUACGAGUGCACAGCCGUUAGCACAGCCGGGGCAGCGCGAGCUCGCGGCUACCUCUCUGUCACAGAGCCGCCUCCGUACCUGGUGCCCCCCGGGAACAUCACUGCAUUGCCGGGAGAAGGAGUGAUCAUGUCUUGCCCAGUGUCAGGAGACGUUGCUUAUAAUCUGACCUGGAGCCGGGAUGGGAAGGUGCUGCAGCCGGACGAGGGAUGGGUGAGGGUCCUGCGGAACCUCUCGCUGGAGAUUGUCAGCGUUCAGUUGGAUGACGGUGGCCGGUACGAAUGCACUGCAAGCAACGGCCAUGGGACAGCUAAUGCUUCCUUCUGGCUCUUUGUUCAGGAGGCGCCUCGAGUAAGGGUUGCCACAAGCUCGCAGUCGUUCACCAGGGGUGGGAAGGUGAGGCUCAACUGCACGGCGCUGGGCCACCCUGCGCCCCGAAUCUCCUGGAAACGAUGGGACCGUGCCCUGGAAAAGGACGGCAGGUUUUUUAUAGAUGCUCAGGGCACCCUGAUAAUCAAGGAGGCUGUCCCUGAGGAUGCUGGGAAUUAUAGCUGCUUUGCUGCCAGUCGGAUUGGAUGGGAUGAGCAGACAGUAAUCCUACAGUACACAGAAUCUCCCCACGUCGCUGCGGUGAGUCCUGUUGUGCAAGCCCUGCUGGGAGAAGAUGCGAUGCUGGAGUGCCACGUUUCCGGGGUACCCCCUCCCCAGAUCAUAUGGUACAAAGGGGAACAGGAAGUGGCAUCUUCUCCUCCCGGUGCCCAUCGGGCGGUCCUGCAGCUCCAGGCAGUGCAGGAGGAGGAUUCAGGAGAGUACAUCUGCGAGGCCAUCAGUGAGGCGGGGGUCUCCUUUGAUGGCAUCCUGCUGGAAGUUGGCUCUGCCCCUCGGUUUGCAGAACGCCUGCAGGAUGUGUCUGUGGAGAUGGGGAAGAGCAUCAGUCUGGCAUGUCGCGUUGAGGGACAUCCUCCUCCACUGAUUUCGUGGUCCAGACAGGACGGCAAAGCUGUCACUGCCCAGCCUGGUCUGCUCAGCAAUUCCAGCCUUCUGGAGUCUGGUGAACUCUUUAUGGAAAGUGUGUCACUGGAUGACCAAGCCGUCUAUGUCUGCGAAGCACAGAAUGUAUUUGGGAAGAUCCAGGCUGAGGCCAAGCUCACAGUCACCGGACAUGUUGCCCCAGCGAUAGCUGUCAGGGCCCCUGUGAUCCGUGCCCAUGAGGGUCAGCCCGUCUCACUGCCAUGCAUAAUCCUGGCUGGGAAGCCUCUUCCAGACCGACGAUGGCUAAAGGACGGGCAGCCGGUCACGCUGGGCAGCCGCCAUUCCAUACGCACAGAUGGAAGUUUCCAUAUAGACCAGGCCUUCCAGGAGGAUGCUGGGAAAUACACCUGCGUGGUCACUAACGCCAUUGGCUCUCGCAGGCAGAACGUGACUCUUGCCAUCCAUGUUCCGCCCAGCAUUCAGCCUGGUCCUGCCCUCUAUAGCACCAACGAGGGAGUGGCGGUCACCCUGCCGUGUAAUGCCAGUGGAGUUCCCUUCCCCACUGUUACCUGGACAAAGGAACUGGAGCCCCUUUCCUCCCGGAGCCCCCACUACCACAUCCCCAGCGACGGGAGCCUCCUGAUCCCCCUGCCCUCUGCUGGAGAUUCGGGUGUCUACGUCUGCACGGCCACCAACCUGGGGGGCUCCGCCAGCCGGGAAAUCCAGCUCUCUGUCAACACUAAGCCCAGGAUUAGCAGGAACAGCUCACGUGAGUCAACCGGGCCAAUAAGAAUCUUCGCCGUGGUUGGGCAGGAAACGACGCUGCCCUGUGAAGUUCAGGGAUCACCCUCCCCACUGGUCGUAUGGACCCAGGAAACCCGGCCACUGCCUCUCACCACAGCAAGGUACAGCAUCCUCCCUUCAGGCUCCCUCCGAUUGGCUGAGCCCAGGGUGACUGACAACGGCCUUUAUACCUGCACGGCAGUGAACCCAGCUGGGAACUCCUCGCUGAGCUACCGCCUGGAAGUCCAAGUGCCUCCUCGAGUUCAGCCAGGCCCCAAGGUCCUGAAGGUGCUAGUGGGUCACACGCUGGACCUGCCAUGCAUGGCUCAUGGCGAUCCAGUCCCCAAGCUCAGAUGGUCCAAGGAUGGCAGCCCGCUGAGGGUGGGCGACCAGGAUUUCCUGGAGGGGCCCGAUGGGACGAUCAACAUCCUGGACGUGCGGGUCUCCGAUUCGGGGCGGUACCGGUGUAUUGCAGCCAGCAGCGCUGGAGAAGACACCAUUGAGUUCGUGGUGGAGGUGCUGGAGCCGCCCUACCUGGAUGACAGUGCAGAUGUCCUGCUAGAACGAGUGCUCCAUGAGAACGUCACCCUGCCCUGCCCCGCCAAAGGCAUGCCGAAGCCGGCCGUCCUCUGGCUAAAGAACUCUGCCGAGCUCCUGGGCAGCUUACCGGGCUCCUCGGUGCUGGACGAGGGCUCUUUGGUGAUUGGCUCUGUGCUGCCCAGCGACAGCGGAGAGUACACCUGCCUGGCGACCAACGAGGCGGGCUCUGUGCAGAGGAGAACCAAGCUCGUGGUUUACGCACCCCCUGAGCUGAGAGGUGACGGCCCCAGGAGGAACGUCUCCAUCCUGGCCGGCCAGCCCCUGACUCUGGAUUGUGAUGUUUCUGGCAUCCCAGCCCCUACAGUCACCUGGUACAAGGAUGGGCAAUUGCUCACGGAGAGUGGCAGCCUCCAUUUCCUCAGUGGAGCCCAGUCCAUCAGGGUCCACGAGGUGCGGAAGGAGGAUGCGGGGUCCUACACCUGCAAAGCUGUGAACAGGGUUGGUGAGGUGCAAAGACACUUCCACGUCCUUGUUCUAGUCUCACCUGUGGUGUACGGCUUGGGGUCGCCCCAUGAGGUGUCGGUGCUGGCGGGCUCUGAGGUGGAGCUGGCGUGUCGGACCACGGGCGUGCCGCCUCCCCAGGUGGAGUGGAUGAAGGAUGGACAGCCUCUUGCCCCGAUGAACUCCCAGAUCCAGCUCUUGGAGCAGAGACAGGUGUUGAGGAUCCAGGCCAGCCAGCUGAGGGACCAAGGGAAGUACCAGUGCCUGGCCUUCAACCAGGCUGGCCAGCAAACCAAGACUUUCCAACUGCACGUUUACACCCCACCCACUAUCCUGGGGUCCAGCGAAAGGCUGCAAGUCGUGGGCCUGUUCAACCGCCCCGUCGGGCUGCAGUGUGAGGCUCGGGGCUCGCCGGCUCCCAGCAUCACCUGGUUCAAAGACAAGCGGCCCAUCGUCUCCAGCGCCCGGGCAGCCUACGCCGAGGGGGGGAGGAGCCUCCAGCUGAGCCGGGCCCAGCUGUCCGACGCAGGGCUCUACACCUGCCGGGCCACCAACGUUGCAGGGGUGGCAGAGAAGGCUGUGAGGCUGGAGGUGUAUGUGCCACCCGAUAUUGAAGGCGACAGCCAAGGAGGCCAGACGGUGGAAGCAGUGGUGGGCCAGCUGUUGGCCUUGGAGUGCUCAGCCAGCGGCCAGCCCCCGCCUGCCCUCUCCUGGCUCAAAGACGGCCUCCCGCUGGCCGAAAGCAAUGGGACGCAGAUCCUAGGAGGCGGCACGAUGCUGAGGAUCGAGAGUGUCUCGGAAGGCUCAGGGGGGACCUACACCUGCUUAGCCAGUAGCCCGGCAGGGGAGAGAGCAAUCCAGUAUUUGGUGGUGGUUCAGGCUCCUCCUCAGCUGAUGAUUGGCGAGGGGGAAGGUCAUGUGAUAGCAAUUGUGAAUGACUCCCUGAGGCUUCCCUGCCAUGCCAGAGGCUUCCCUGCCCCCAGGGUCCAGUGGCUGAAGAACGGCCAGCCAAUCGGAGAGCUGGAUGGGGUGGUGAUGCCGGAGGACGGAAGGAUGCUUUGGAUUCCCCGUGUGAGGCCCCGUGACGGAGGGCUCUAUGCCUGCGAAGCCGGCAGCGAGGCGGGCGGAGCCAGAGCAGAGGUGCGGGUGUCAGUGCAAGAACGCCCGUCGGUCCAUGUUGUGGGCGGAGAGGAGCUCAGCGUUGCCUUUCGUCACUCGGUGGCUGUUCAGUGCCUGGCCACCGGCAUCCCCGUGCCCAGCCUCAGCUGGUGGAAGGAUGGAAUUGUUCUGCAGGGAACAGGCAGCCUUCUGCGGAUCGAGAAGGUGGACGUGGUGGACGAAGGCGUUUACUCGUGUGUGGCCACGAACCCUGCAGGGAAAGGGAGGCGAGACGUGAGACUGAAGGUGCUGGUGCCUCCGAACAUUGAACCCGGAGAGGUGAACCAGACCGUCCCUGAGAACUUCCCAGCAGCCUUUGAGUGCCUGGCCUCUGGAAUGCCCACUCCGAACGUGUCCUGGUACAAGGGGCCCCGGCUUCUCUCGGCCAGUCCAGACCUUGUCCUGUCGGGCGAUGGGAGGCGCCUGCAGAUCGAGCGGGCUCAGGUCUCGGACGCGGGGAGCUAUCGCUGCGUGGCAUCCAGUGUGGCGGGCAGCAGCGAACUCCAUUACAGCCUACAGGUGACUGUGCCUCCCCAAAUCACCUCCGGCCCCAGCCUUGUCACUGCGUUGCUGAGCGAGCGGGUGGAGCUGACGUGUGAGGCUGCAGGGAUCCCUGCCCCCACGCUGGUGUGGCUGAAAGACGGCAAUCCUGUUUCCAGCACGGUGCCUGGGGGACCACAGAUCCUGUCUGGGGGACGCAUCCUCUCCCUGGCCAGCGCACACCUCUCGGACGCGGGGACGUACUCCUGUGUGGCCAUCAGUGCCGUGGGAGAGGAUCGGUGGGAUGCUGUGCUGCGGGUGCAAGUGCCCCCAAAUGUCCUUGGUGAGGAGCUAAAUAUCUCAGUCAUAUUCAAUCGGUCUGUGACCCUGGAAUGCCAGCACCACACAGCCCCCUCUCCCGUACUCCGCUGGCUGAAGGACGGGCGCCCUCUCCCACAGGACCCCCGAGCCCGACUCUCUGCGGACGGGGCCAUUCUCCAGAUUGAGCACGCUCAGGCGCGAGAUGCAGGGAGAUACACGUGUGAGGUGUCGAGCCGCUUGGGCCAGGCGGAGACGCACUACAACCUCAAUGUCUGGGUUCCCCCCUCGUUCUCCUCGGAAGAGCCUGCUGCCCUGUCUGUGAUGGAGGGACAGUCCAUCAGCCUGUCCUGCGAGUGCAGCGGGAUCCCCUUCCCCACCCUCACCUGGGAGAAAGACGGUACGCCCCUUGCCAUGGAGCUCGGGCGCCCCGAACGUAUCUCCGCAGGAGGGAGGCUGCUGUACAUUGGGAAGGUGCAGAUGGCAGAUGAGGGAUCUUACACCUGUGAGUGCAGCAACGUGGCUGGCAGCAGCAGAAGGGAGCACCGGCUGGAGGUGGACGUUCUGCCAGUGAUCAAAGGCAGCGGCGAAGCCCCAAAGAAGAUUUCCGUGGCCAAGGCUGGUGAGAUUACACUAGAAUGUGAAGUCGGGGGAUCACCGCAGCCAACAGUCACAUGGAUGAAAGAUGGGCAGCCUGUGGUGAAUGGGGAAGCGCUUCUUCUUCAGGACCAGGGGUGGAAGCUGCAUAUUCAGAGGGCGCAGGUCACCCAUGCGGGCCGCUACACGUGCCUAGCAGCGAAUGCAGUUGGACAGGUGCAGAGGACAUUUGAUCUUGCUGUGCAUGUUCCCCCUGAGCUCAUUAGGGGAGUAGGGUCAGUGACCAAUGUCACUGUCUCUUUGCAUGGCGCCCUAACUCUGAUCUGUGAGGCCUCGGGCACCCCGCCCCCAGCAGUCAGCUGGUCCUGGGAGAACUCGCCCAUCAUCCCCAGCGAGCGCACACGCCUGUUGUCAGGUGGAUGGAUUCUGAGGCUAACGCGCAUGCGAGCCCAAGACGGAGGCCUCUAUUCCUGCAUAGCUAGCAAUGUAGCUGGGGAAGCUAGGAAGGAUUUCAGUGUGGAGGUCCUAGUUCCUCCCAGCAUCGAGAACGCGGGCGAGGAAGACAGAGUUCAAGUGCCUGAGGGUCGGUCGGUCAGCUGGUCCUGCGUAGCCGCAGGCAAUCCCAAGCCGGAGAUCACUUGGUUAAAAGAUGGCAGCCCUUUGCUUAGCAGAGACGCCUAUUACAUAUCCCCAGACGGAUCUGUCUUGCAGAUAAACCAAACCACCCUUUCCAGCGCUGGCCGCUACUCCUGCGUGGCCUCCAAUGCCGUGGCUGAUCAAACCAAACACUAUCUGCUAAGUGUUCUAGUUAGUCCCACGUUUCCUGGGGCGAGCCACGAGGGUGCCACAGACGAUGUUACCGUAGUGAUCAAUAACCCAGUAUCCCUGCCCUGUGAGGCCCUGGCCUACUCUUCCCCCACCAUCACCUGGCUGAAGGACGAGAUUCCUUUCCAAGCUUCCACAAACGUCCGGUUGCUCCCUGGUGGCCGGGGGCUUCAGAUUCUGAACGCCCAGGAAGCGGAUGCUGGCAGGUACACCUGCAUCGUCACCAAUGAGCUCGGGGAGGCUGUGAAGAGCUAUGAAGUGAGGGUCCUUGUUCCUCCUCGGAUUGCCAAAGAUCUUGCUUUGGGGGAAUUUGCCGUGAAGGAGGUGAAAACCAAGGUCAACAGCACUCUGACGCUGGAGUGUGAGUCCUGGGCUGUGCCCGAGCCGACCAUACAGUGGUACAAGGAUGGGCAGCUCUUGGAGAGUGACAGCCAUCUCCAGGUUCUCAGCGAGGGGCAGCUUCUUCGGAUCAGACGCGCCCGUGUCUCGGAUUCGGGGCGCUACACCUGCAUCGCCACCAACCCGGUGGGCGAAGACGAUAAGGACUUCAGCGUGCAGAUUCAAGUGCCCCCCCUGUUCCAGAGGCAGGGAAAUCCCAGCACAGCCUUCCAGAUCCGCUACCAGGAGGAAGACCAGGACGGAAAGGUGACGGAGCACCGGGGGGUGACCGUCAACAGCCCGGCUUCCCUGUACUGUGACACGAAUGCCAUCCCGCCCCCGAAGCUCACCUGGUACAAGGAUGGAGAGCCCCUCUCUGCUGCGGAGGGGAUUUUAGUACUGCUAGGGGGACGUAUCCUGCAGAUCCCUGCGGUCAGAGCCGAGGAUGCUGGGAGGUACACGUGCCAGGCAGCCAAUGAGGCAGGAGAGGACUGGCUGCACUACGAGCUGCUGGUGCUGUCUGCCCCCGUUAUCCAGGGGAACACGGAGGAGUUGGUAGAAGAGGUGACAGUGAUUGCAAACAGCACAGCCCACAUGAAGUGCGAAGUCACUGGGGACCCAGCGCCUGCAAUUACCUGGCUCCGCAAUGACAUGCCCUUCACCACCAGCCCCCGGCACCAGCUCCUGGAGGACGGCAGGCUCCUGCAGGUGGCUUCAGUACAGGUGACAGACACUGGCAGCUACUACGUGUGUGUGGCAGAGAAUCGGGAGGGCUCUACAGAGAAGCGCUUUGCUCUCACAGUUCUGGUUCCACCAAGGAUAGCGGGAGCAAACCCCGAAAGCAUCACGGCUGUCGUCGAUAGCAGCCUCUCCCUGACAUGCCACGUCCAAUCACAUCCUGCUGCCAAGAUCACAUGGUACAAGGAUGGCCAAACCCUGCCGCUCAGCGAGGAGGUUCUCCUCAUCCCAGGUUCUCAGAUCCUACAGAUCCCUCGAGUGCGGAUUUCCACUGGGGGGAAGUACACGUGUGUGGCGCUGAAUGCAGCCGGCAGAGAUGAGAAGCUCUUUCUUCUCCGUGUUUAUGUUCCCCCCACCAUCACGCAGCCCCCUGGAGGCCAGCAGGAGGCCGUGAUGGUGCGUGCCGGAGAGACUGCUGUUUUACAAUGUGAGGCUGAUGCUCUGCCGGAGCCUGUGGUAACCUGGUACAAGAACGGGCACCAGCUGGCACUAGGGAAUGGGGCUCGGACCCUGCUGAGAGGGCAGAGGCUGGAGAUUGACAACGCCCAGGUGUCGGAUAAAGGGAUCUACAGCUGCAAAGUCACCAAUGUGGCAGGGGAGGCAGAACAAACCUUCACGCUCACCGUCCAAGCCCCCCCGACCAUCGAGAACCCACGCCAGGAGACGGUCUACGGAGCUGUGGGGAGUCUCCUCAUUCUGACCUGCGAGGCGGUCGGUGUUCCCCCUCCUGCCAUCACCUGGCUGAAAGAUGGGGCCCUGCUUGAGAGCAGUGUGGAGCAGGGAGUGGUGUCCCGAGGCGGGCAGCUGCAGAUCAGCCGCUUGCAGCCUUUCCACGUGGGCCGAUACACCUGCCUGGCACAAAGCCUUGAAGCAGAGGCACGCAAAGACUUCAUCGUCUCGGUGCAAGCGGUGCCCCGGAUCCUGAGCGCAGGCAUCCCCAGUGAGCACAGCGUGCUGGAGGGCACCGGGGUGAAGCUGGAGUGUGAAGUGGAAGGACAGCCGGCUCCAGAAGUCACGUGGCUGAAGGACGGGAGCCCACUGGAACUGCCUGCUGCCCCUCACCUCCGGUUGUCUCCUGAUGGCAGCUCCUUGCUCCUCAAGGGGCUGCGGACGUCUGACUCAGGGGCAUACACCUGCCUGGCUCAGAACAGGGCCGGAGAGGACAUCAAGUUCCACAUGCUGAACGUCCUGGUUCCCCCUACUAUCGAGCGAGGGGCCAACAACUCUGAGGUCAUCAGCAGCGCCCCCUUGGGGUUGGUUACCAUGGAGUGCCAAGCACGGGGCUCCCCUCCCUUACAGAUCAGCUGGCUGAGGGACGGACUGCCCCUCCCUCUCUCCCACCGGGUGAGGCUGCUUUCCGCAGGACGUACCCUCAGGAUCUCUCCGGUGCAGGACUUGGAUACUGGCAUCUACACCUGCGUUGCGUCCAGCCGGGCAGGAGUAGCAGAGCGAAGCUUCAUCCUGCAGAUCCAGGUGCCUCCAGCCCUAGAGCCCUCGGGGAGCAGCGAGGCCGUGACCGCAGUGACUGACUCUGCCGUGACCUUCACCUGUGCAGCCAGCGGGUCGCCGCUGCCCACUCUGACCUGGCUGAAGGAUGGCGAGCCCCUGAUUCUGCAAAACAACCUGGUGCCCAAUGGCCCGGGCACAAGGCUGUACCUGGAGUCGGUGCAGCCGGCCGAUUCGGGCGUUUACUCCUGUGUGGCUGGGAACAAGGCCGGGGAAGUGAGCAAACACUUCCACCUCUCCGUCGUGGAGCCCCCGCGCAUUGAGGAUUUGGCCCAGCCCAUGGAGGUGGCCGCCGCCAUUGGGGCUCCCUUAGAAUUGCUGUGCACUGCAGCUGGAGUCCCCGCCCCCAGCGUCACCUGGGAGAAGGAUGGCCGGCUGCUAGCCAGGCCCGGGAUCGUGGCCAGGAACGGGAGCUCCCUGCGGAUAGAGAGCGUGCAGGCGGACGAUGCCGGCUUGUACACCUGCCUGGCUGCCAGUCCUGCUGGGGAGGAUGGCAAGAGCUUCUGGGUCAAGACACAAGCGCCUGCGAACGUUCGGGACUCCAGUGAGACGCGCUUUGUCACCGCGCUGGCCGGCGGGCAGCUCUCCCUGGAGUGCCCUGCGGACACUCACCCGCCGCCCCGCAUCGAGUGGCACCGAGGGGGAUCCCUGCUGCAGGAGGAUGCCCACGUGCGGUUUCUGGCCCAGGGGCGUUUCCUUCAGAUCCAGGCCUUGGGAGCGCCUGACGGCGGAGAAUACAGCUGCACGGCGAGCAACGCGCUGGGGAGAACCAGCCUGAACUUCCACGUGGAGAUCCAGACUGCCCCUGUGAUAAAGCCGGGCCCCUUGACUGUGAGCGCCACUGUGAACGCGUCAGCUCUGCUGCCCUGCGAGUCGGAGGGGCGGCCCACGCCCCAGCGCACGUGGAGGAAGGAUGGCCGGCUCCUGCUGCCUGCUGGGAACCCCAGGUUGGAGCUCCUGUCAGACGGCUCCCUGAGAAUAAACCCGGUUCAGGUCCAGGACACGGGACAUUACCUCUGCGUGGCAUCUAACCCUGCUGGGUCUGACCGACGAGGCCUGGACCUCCGAGUCCUAGUCCUUCCUGCCAUUGCUCCGGGGCCCUCCAACCUGACCCUGACGGCCCACAGCCCGGCCUCGCUCGCUUGCGAAGCUACUGGCCUCCCCAAACCCCACGUGACCUGGAAGAAAAACGGGCACCUCCUGAACGUGGACCUUCCGCAGAGCCCAUACAGGUUACUGUCCUCUGGCUCCUUGCUGAUUGCCAGCCCCAGCCUCCAGGACACGGCGCAGUUUGAGUGCAUCGUAACGAACCCUGCCGGAGAGGCUCGCAGGCUCUUUGCAGUCGCUGUGCGGGUCCCUCCCACGAUUGCCGACGACCAUACCGACUUCACAGCCACCAGGAUGUCCCCAGUGGUUCUGACCUGCUAUGCCUCUGGGGUGCCGGCACCAGCUGUGUCCUGGAGCAAAGAUGGAGCCCAGCUGGGAAACCGAGGCAGUGGCUAUCGCGUCUUGCCGACAGGUGCUUUGGAGAUCAGCCGUGCUCUGCCGAUUCACGCCGGGCGCUACACCUGCACGGCAAGGAACGCUGCUGGCGUGGCACACAAGCAUCUCCUCCUGACAGUGCAAGAGGCCCCGGUGGUGAAGCCCCUGCCUAGCAUGGUGCAGGUGCGGGUCAAUGCUGGUGUGAUCUUGCCCUGCGAGGCGUCUGGGAUCCCCCGCCCGGUGGUCACGUGGCAGAAAGAAGGGAUGAGUAUCCCAGCAGGAGCCGGUUUCAAGGUGCUCCCCAAUGGGCAUCUGCAUCUGUCCCGGGCCUCUGUGGAGGAUGCUGGGGUUUACCUGUGUGUGGCUCAGAACCCCUCGGGCACAGCGCUGGGGAAAACCAGACUGAUCGUGCAAGUGCCUCCAGUCAUUGAGGCCAGCCGGCCAGAGCUGUCCAUCCUGGAGGGCUCGCAAGUUCUCCUGCCCUGUGCAGCUCGGGGAGUCCCUGAGCCCAGACUCACGUGGUCCAAAGACGGGGUCCCGGUGCCAGGGAGGGAGGGGAAAUUCACCUUGCUGCCGUCCGGGGAGCUGAUGGUGAAGGACUCCCAGGGUGGGGAUGCCGGAACGUACACCUGCACUGCAGAAAACUCUGCUGGGAAAGCCACGCUGCAGCUCCAGCUCACCGUCCACGUCCCUCCCACCUUCACAGAGCAGCCAAGGGACCGGACGCUGAACAGGGGCGAGAGGCUGAUCCUUGGCUGCGUGGCGAAGGGGAACCCGAUGCCCCGCAUCACCUGGACGGUCAACAACAAACCGGUCAGAGCGGGCAUCUGGGAGCAGGGCGGGCAGAGCACCCUGCAGAGAGAGGCCGUCACCAAGGAGGACACUGGCACCUACGCCUGCGUGGCCGAGAACGGUGUGGGCAGCGUCAAGGCCGUCGCGUUCGUCUAUGUGAAAGAGGCUCCGGUCCUCCGUGGCGAAGUCAGCGCCUACCAGGUGGAGCCCCUCGGGGGCAACGCCCUCCUGAACUGUGAAGCCCACAGCGACCCUGCCCCAGUUAUCCACUGGAAUAAAAACGGGCUCCCGGUGCUGGGCAGCCCCCACCUGCGCCAGCUCCAGAACGGCUCGCUGGCCAUCUACGGGACGGUGAGCGACGACGCGGGGCGUUACAAGUGCGUGGCGGAGAAUGAGGUGGGCACGGUGGAGAAGGUGGUCACCCUCGCCCUGCGGAGUGCCCCUGUGUUUAGUGUGAAACCUCAAGACGUGGCUGUGAGUGCUGGGGAGAGGGCGCUACUUCACUGCCAGGCUACUGGAGAGCCAGCCCCCACAGUGGAGUGGACCCGGGAAGAGAAACCCCUCCAGGAGAACCACCGAGUCCAGAUCCUAGCCAACUCCACGCUGCUGAUCAGUGCCAUGGAGGAGGCGGACGCGGGACUGUACGAGUGUGUUGCACGCAAUCUGAUGGGAUCCUCCGUCGUCCAGGCCUUCCUGACGAUGCGAGGAGAGCCCCUCAGAGUCCGGGGCAGUCUGAUCGGCAUCAUUAACGACCGAGAAUUUGGCAUUGCCUCUCUGAACGCCAGCGUGAUGGAGGAUCCCCGCUCCGGCACGGCCACCAUACGGAGCAGGAUCGGGAAUAUCCCACCAGCUGUCGGGCCGCUGAUGAGAGUCCUGGUCACCAUCAUUGCUCCGAUCUACUGGUCCUUUGCGCGUCAGAGUGGCAGUGCCAGGAACGGCUUCUCGCUGACCAGCGGCGUCUUCAGGCAGGAGUCGCAGGUGGAGUUUGCCACAGGGGAGCUCCUCCGGAUCACGCACGUUGCCCGAGGCCUGGAUGCAGGCGGGGCGCUUCUCUUCGACGUCGUGGUCAACGGGUUUGUGCCAGAGAGCAUCGCUGAGGCUGCUGUGCUUUUCCAGGAUUUCAGCGAGCGCUACGUGCAGACGGGGGCCGGGCAGCUGCACGUGGAGUCUGUGCAGAGCUACUUGCAAGACGGGCUCCCGGUUCAGAUCCGCUGCAACCACAGCAUAGAGUACGACGCUGCUCUGGGCCAGCAGCCUUCCCUGGUGCAGCACGUCCAGGCGAGGGCCGUCAAAUCCUCCUUCAACCCGGCCUCUGAGGAGCUCCUCUUCCAGCUCAGCUCCUCCCUCCGCGCAGAGGCGAACGGAGAGCAGUGCCCGCAGGGGUUUGCACUGGGCCCGCAGCAGCUGUACUGCAUAGAUCAGAACGAGUGUGCGGCUGCGAAGAGCCCUUGUUCCCAUGCCUGCCACAACUCCGUGGGCAGCUUCUCCUGCACCUGUCCCGCUGGAUACGCCCUGGCGCCGGAUGGCAGGGAGUGCAGAGACGUGGACGAGUGUGCGCAGGGCACCCAUGCCUGCCGCCCGGAGCAGCAGUGUGCGAACCUGGCGGGGGCCUAUCGGUGUCUGAUGCGCUGCGGGGCUGGCUUCCGGCUGGCUGUGGAUGGAGUGGGGUGUGAAGAUCUGGACGAGUGCGCGGAGGGAUCCCACGCCUGUCGCUACAACCAGAUCUGUGAGAACACGGUCGGCGGGCACCGUUGCACGUGUCCCCGCGGUUACAGGACCCAGGACACCAGUCGACCCUGCUUGGACAUAAACGAAUGCCAGCGGGUACCUCCGCCAUGUGCUUUCCAGUGCCACAACCUCCAGGGCAGUUACAAAUGCCUGUGCCCGCCUGGGGAGACCUUACGUGGGGAUGGCAAGUCGUGCACUGGGCCGGAGAAGGCCGGAGGGAACGUGACGCGUGUCAGCAACAGAGGGACCCGUCUGCAGUGGCUCAGACCAAGUGGCCGAUCGCCCGGGGGAGGCUAUUACACCUGGCUCUCCUUCGGCCAGUCUGGUAACGCCCUGAGCCCCAGCAGCCAGGCCCAGUGCCCGUCGGGAUUCACCAGGCGCAAUGGACUUUGCACUGACCUUGACGAAUGUCAGGUGCGGAACCUGUGCCAACACGAGUGCAGGAACACAGAGGGCAGCUACCAGUGCUUGUGCCCGGCCGGCUACCGGCUGCUGCCCAAUGGGAAAACCUGCCGGGACAUAGAUGAAUGUGCAGAGGGGAGGAUUCAGUGCAGCCCGAACCAGCUGUGCUUUAACACGCGGGGAGGCUCCCAGUGCCUGGACACGCCCUGCCCCGCCGGCUACAGGAGAGGCUCCAGCCCAGGAGUGUGCUUCCGCCGCAGCUCAGGAGGCCCCUUCACCCUGCAGUACGAGCUGCUCACGCUGCCCUUUGGCAUCCCGGCUGGCCACGACGUUGUCCAGCUCACCGCCUCUUCUCAGGGGAGCCUCCUGCAGAACCGCACCGUCUUCACUCUGCUGGAACAGGACCCGGGCAGCCCCUUCGCCCUCCGGGACGAGAGAGGCCAGGGCAUCCUCUCCACGCUGCGCCCACUCCACGCUGCCGGCGUCUAUCGGCUGAAGGUGCAGGCCCUGGCCCAUGGCGAGCAGCGGGCAUGGAGCGUCUUCCUCAUCCUCAUUUCCGUCUCACCCUACCCCUACUAAUGGCAGCCAGGGGGCGCUGGGAAUGGGCAGAGAAAGGGGGAAGGUGCUGAUCCCACGCCCCAAACCCCACCAGACAUUGUCUCCUUCCCCUUCUGUUCCUGAUUCCAUCUCCCGUAGGGGGCAUCAGCUCAGUCUGAGAUGAGCUUCUCCCUUUGUCCCCUGUGUGUCUCCCUGGGAUCCCCAAGCCCUGUUGCCUGCCAUCAGCUCAGUGCCCUGCCAGAGGUUCCCCCUGAUCCUGUAAAACUCCCCUCCCUUGGCUCUCAGCUAGGGUUGCCAACCCUCCUGGAUUGUCCCGGAGUCUCCAGGAAUUCAAGAUUAAUCUUUAAUUUCAAGACUGUGUCAUGUGAUGAAACCUCCAGCAAUACGUCCAACCAAAAUUGGCAACCCUACUCCCAGCCGUAUGGCUCAAUCCCUUUGUGAGCUAAAUUGCCUUGACCCCGUGGGAUGGUGCCAAGGCAGUUUGGAGGCCCGCAAAUGCUGACCUCUCAUUGUCUGGACUUUGCACCCAUCGCUUCACUUACUAGCUCCGCAGAGGAGCAUGUGCUUGAGGCACUGGUUCAUGCAGUGUCCUGCAGUGCUCCGCUGUGGUGGAGGGGUGAGGGGCGUAAACAUCAGAUGCUAUUGGCACUAGUCUCUUGCAACAUGGGGCUGGCCUUGGGCCUGCUAUCACAUGCGGCUUUUAAGCAAACAGUGCUGCCUGCGUGGUCUUGAGGUCAAUCAGAGCUGAGAUACCGAGAACCUGGGAGGGGAAACCACCAAGCGGCUGUUAGUCUCCUUGGCUUUUGGCUCUCGGGUGGAAUCACGAAGCCUGUGACUCGCCUGAGAUAGACACUGGAGACACCGGGCCAUUACUCUUCUUUUCCAUUUGUAUCGGGGUAGCACCUAGAGACCCCAUCUGAGAUCACAGCCCCAUUGCUCAAGGGUGGGAGAGGAAAUGGAGGCCCAGAGAGGUCACCAGCAGGUCAGUGCCCAGGUCUCCUGAGUCCCCAUCCAGUGCCCUGUCCAUGCAUUGAAUGCUCAGGUUCGUACUCCCCGGAGAGCUGAGAUGCACAUUUCAGCCUUGCCAACGGUGCAGAGGUUUGCUAGCGUUGCACAGGUCCCGGAGCCAUCUCGAGGCCAAGCACACACUGUGCAGUGUUGGGUGAGGCAGAUGUUUAAAAAGCCUCCGAGCUGAUGUAGCAGGGCUGGGAAGGGAGUUCCAGGGCUGAAGGGUUGGUUGGUAACCACAUAUUAAAAGGUUAGUUCCCUCGUGUUCAGUCUUUGUUAUAAUCAAACUGGUUUCUCGGCACACUUAUUUAUUUCUGGUUUUGUACCAAAUAAAGAUGAUUU
This is a messenger RNA of Terrapene triunguis (Three-toed box turtle), 16683 nucleotides long. It is a transcript of the gene HMCN2, whose product is annotated as hemicentin 2. The record is from RefSeq and is a predicted model, not a curated record. The coding region runs from base 58 to 15354 and encodes 5098 amino acids. Lineage: Eukaryota; Metazoa; Chordata; Testudines; Emydidae. Gene Ontology annotation, biological process: axon guidance; homophilic cell-cell adhesion; dendrite self-avoidance. The transcript has 98 exons. Gene Ontology annotation, cellular component: plasma membrane; axon. Gene Ontology annotation, molecular function: calcium ion binding; cell-cell adhesion mediator activity.